GUGGGGCGGGUGGAGCGGCCCGCUCUGCGUCCGGGCGCUCGGCUUUCCCUGCCGGUCCCGCCCUCCGUCGCGGCGGCGCGGUGCACCUUGGGACAGGGAGCGAUCUCCGAGCGAGGCAGCAAGAUGGACGCGGGAUUCUUCCGCGGAACAAGUGCAGAACAGGAUAAUCGGUUCAGCAACAAACAGAAGAAGCUACUGAAGCAGCUGAAAUUCGCAGAAUGCCUAGAAAAAAAGGUGGACAUGAGCAAAGUAAAUUUGGAGGUUAUAAAGCCUUGGAUAACAAAACGAGUAACGGAAAUCCUUGGGUUUGAAGAUGAUGUUGUGAUUGAGUUUAUAUUCAACCAGCUGGAAGUGAAGAAUCCAGACUCCAAAAUGAUGCAAAUCAACCUGACUGGGUUUUUGAAUGGAAAAAAUGCUAGAGAAUUUAUGGGAGAGCUGUGGCCCCUGCUCUUAAGCGCACAAGAAAACAUCGCUGGAAUCCCUUCUGCUUUCCUAGAGCUGAAGAAAGAAGAAAUAAAACAGAGACAGAUUGAACAAGAAAAGUUGGCAUCUAUGAAAAAGCAAGAUGAAGACAAGGAUAAGAGGGAUAAGGAAGAAAAAGAAAGCAGCAGAGAAAAAAGGGAGCGGUCUCGAAGCCCAAGAAGACGCAAAUCCAGAUCUCCUUCCCCUAGAAGACGAUCUUCCCCUGUCAGGAGAGAGAGAAAGCGCAGUCAUUCUCGAUCUCCCCGUCACAGAACCAAGAGCCGGAGUCCUUCCCCUGCUCCAGAGAAGAAGGAAAAAACUCCAGAGCUCCCAGAGCCGUCAGUGAAAGUAAAAGAACCUUCAGUACAAGAGGCCACUUCUACUAGUGACAUCCUGAAAGUUCCCAAGCCUGAACCAGUACCAGAGCCUAAAGAACCUUCUCCGGAGAAAAACUCCAAAAAGGAAAAGGAAAAGGAGAAGACCCGACCAAGAUCUCGGUCGCGUUCCAAGUCAAGAUCCCGGACACGUUCUCGCUCUCCUUCUCAUACUCGACCGAGAAGACGCCAUAGAUCCCGAUCAAGAUCAUACUCACCUAGAAGGCGGCCAAGCCCAAGAAGACGGCCAUCUCCUCGAAGAAGAACUCCACCGAGACGAAUGCCUCCUCCACCAAGGCAUAGAAGGAGUAGAUCUCCAGUGAGACGAAGAAGGCGUUCAUCGGCAUCCUUGUCUGGGAGUAGCUCGUCCUCUUCUUCAUCUCGUUCCCGGUCACCGCCAAAGAAGCCUCCAAAGAGGACAUCCAGCCCCCCUCGAAAAACUCGUAGGUUAUCUCCUUCAGCAAGUCCUCCGAGGCGAAGGCACAGGCCAUCACCUCCAGCAACUCCACCACCAAAAACUCGUCAUUCCCCGACACCCCAGCAGUCAAACCGUACGAGGAAAAGUCGUGUUUCUGUCUCUCCAGGGAGAACUUCAGGUAAAGUGACAAAACAUAAAGGUACUGAGAAAAGAGAGUCCCCUUCACCAGCACCCAAGCCUAGAAAAGUAGAGUUAUCUGAAUCAGAAGAAGAUAAAGGUGGCAAAAUGGCUGCAGCAGAUUCUGUGCAGCAGAGACGCCAAUACAGACGACAGAACCAGCAGUCUUCUUCUGAUUCUGGCUCCUCCUCUUCCUCAGAAGAUGAGCGACCCAAAAGGUCCCACGUGAAGAAUGGUGAGGUAGGCAGGCGGCGGAGACAUUCCCCUUCCCGGAGUGCCUCUCCAUCACCUCGAAAGCGCCAGAAAGAGACUUCCCCUCGGAUGCAGAUGGGAAAGCGAUGGCAAUCGCCAGUGACUAAAAGUGGUAGACGGAGGAGAAGUCCCUCCCCACCGCCUACCAGAAGGCGACGUUCUCCUUCUCCUGCGCCUCCGCCUCGUCGACGCAGGUCUCCCACACCACCACCACGACGAAGGACUCCUUCUCCUCCCCCACGUCGUCGCUCACCUUCCCCAAGAAGAUACUCUCCUCCAAUACAGAGGAGAUAUUCUCCUUCUCCACCUCCAAAGAGAAGAACGGCUUCACCCCCUCCCCCUCCUAAACGAAGGGUAUCACCAUCACCACCACCAAAGCGUCGGGUCUCCCAUUCGCCACCUCCCAAACAAAGAAGCUCCCCAGUCACGAAGAGACGUUCGCCUUCGUUGUCAUCAAAGCAUAGGAAAGGGUCUUCCCCGAGCCGAUCUACCCGGGAGGCCCGGUCACCACAACCAAACAAACGGCAUUCGCCCUCACCACGGCCUCGAGCUCCUCAGACCUCCUCAAGUCCUCCAGCUGUUCGAAGAGGAGCAUCGCCAUCACCCCAAAGAAGGCAGUCCCCAUCUCCAGGUUCUAGGCCCAUUAGGAGAGUCUCCAGGACUCCGGAGCCCAGAAAGAUAAAAAAAGCUGCCUCACCAAGCCCUCAGUCGGUAAGGAGGGUCUCAUCUUCCCGAUCUGUCUCGGGAUCUCCUGAGCCAGCAGCUAAAAAACCCCCAGCACCUCCAUCCCCUGUCCAGUCUCAGUCACCCUCUACCAACUGGUCACCAGCGGUACCAGUUAAAAAGGCUAAAAGCCCAACACCAAGCCCAUCACCGGCAAGGAAUUCAGACCCAGAAGGAGGUGGAAAGAAGAAGAAGAAAAAGAAGGACAAGAAACACAAAAAGGAUAAGAAGCACAAGAAGCACAAAAAACACAAGAAGGAAAAGGCUGUAGCUGCAGCUGCUGCAGCCCCUGUAACCCCUGCGGCCAUCGCUGCUCCCACAGCCGCGUCAGCACAGGAAGAACCAGAGGCAGAGCCAGAGCCUAAGAAGGAGACUGAAAGUGAGGCUGAAGAUAACCUUGAUGACUUAGAAAAGCACCUGCGUGAAAAGGCCCUGAGAUCAAUGCGGAAGGCUCAAGUGUCCCCACAGUCCUAGGUGCAUCAUGGGAGGAGAAGCUGAUGUGCUGAUUCUGAAGAGUGGUGCCAUGUGUGCAGACGGCUAUAUGGAUACCUCUCACCAGAUGGGCCAGUCACAAACUCUUCAUUGGAAACUUCAUCAAGGAAGUGUUUUGCAGACUGCAGGUUGAGACUCGGCAGUGAAUUGUAAAGUUGAAUGAGUCGCAACCAGCAUUAAAAUAAAAAAAUGAAAUAGUUAAUUUAAGUGUGAAUCACAUAUAGUAGGUUAAGUAUUAUUUCAUGAAGUGUGUGUGUGCCUGUGUGCUUGUGUGCAUAUGUAUGCUUGUGAACUGGGUUACCGUGUAAAAUGUAUUCUAAUGUGAUUGAUACAGUCAGCAAAAUGGAAAGCCACUACCUUACAGAUCACCUAGGCCACCAGUUUGUAAACUGCCCUGCAGAGCCCUAAGUGGGGAGAAUUAUGAUUCAGAUUUUCUCUGUCGGAUGGGGCCACUAGUAGUACUGCUCUUUGUUGAGGGAUUGAGCGAUGAUACAGGUAAGCUUCGCAAGGGCUUUGCUCUGCUUUUUUUUUUUUUUUUUUUUUAAAACUUUGAGCUUCCCUGUUGGAUUCUUUUUGAUAAAAGGUUCCGCAACCAAAAACCAUGCGAAAACCACCCAUCUAGCCUAGGCCUUGUCACGGGAACCGACUGCCCCAAGGUAAAGCCACAGCUCCCCCAGGUGCCUUGCCACCCCCGCAGACUGCCUCAGCCCGGGGGCUAUUGAGGGCACCCAGCUUUAAUUCCGUUGUAGUGAAAGGAAACAGACUGAGAGUAACCAGGUGCCUCUGAAGCAGGGGUAGAAGUAGCUCUCAGGGAAUAUUGGAGAUGUGGAAGGAAAAAACCCAAAAUAGGAAACAAUGUGCAGAAGUGGCCUUUGUGAACCCCAAAGUCCCACAUCUGUUCUUUCCCUAGUGCAUAACCGGGUAGGGACCCUUCUAGCAAUUUAAGCAUGGAGGCUUUGGCUUAACAUAGCCAACAUGAGCAGAGGGGAGUGGUAAGCCUGACUGGUCUGGGCCCCGCCUGGAGGAAGACGCUCACGCCACCGACCAUCGGGACCCAUCCAGACGGCCAAGAUGUGCUGAGCAGCCGCCAGGAACCCUGUGAUUUCCCACGUUUGUUCCUUUGCUUUUCUCUUGCUGUUCUCUGCCUGGGAUAUCCUUCCUGGUCUCCUAAUGUCCUAAUCCUUUUUGGACUUAGAGAUGUACUUAAGAUGAUGGUUUUUAACUCUAAAAAAAAAAAAAUACAUAUUCACUUUUAGAGAAUUUGGAAAACAAAAAGAAAAAAUUGGGAAUUCCCUGGUGGUCCAGUGGUUAGAACUCGGCGCUUUCACUGCGGGGGCCUAGGUUCAAUCCCUGGUCUGGGAACUAACAUCCUGCAAGCCAUGUGGCGUGGCCAAAAAAAAAAAAAGAGAGAGAGAAAAAAAUUGUUGGCAAUCCCAUCAUCCAAAUAUAACCAAGGACACCUACCUCAAGUCAAGUACUCUACCUGACUACACUCAACCUUCCCUGAGCUCCCCUCCUCUAAUAUAUGGAACAAACUGGGGCUUUUUUCCCCCCUAUGUAUUUAGAAGUACUGAUGUAGCUACAAACAUCAGGAUCAAACCAUGUAUAUAUAAUGUUUAAUAUUCUUUUUUCCAUUGGGCAGAUCAUGAACUAAAAUUGCAGAAUACAUUUUAAAUGUCGUACAACCAGGAAAUUUGGAAAAUAGAUAAAAGAAAGUAAAUUACCCCAUGCCAACCUCCAAACACUGCUACAGUUCUCCCUUUUGUAUAUUUCUUAUUUAGUCUUUUUUUUUUUUUAAUGUUAGGGCUUUCCUGGUGGUGCAGUGGAUAAGAAUCUGCCUGCCAAAGCAGGGGACACGGGUUCAAGCCGUGGUCUGGGAAGAUCCCACAUGCUGCGGAGCAACUAAGCCCAUGCGGCACAACUACUGAGCCCGCAUGCCACAACUACUGAAGCCUGUGUGCCUAGAGCCCGUGCUCCGCAACAAGAGAAGCCACCGCAAGAAGCCCGCGCACCGCAACGAAGAGUAGCCCCUGCUCGCUGCAAUUAGAGAAAGCCCGCGCGCAGCAAUGAAGACCCAACUCAGCCAAAAAUAAAUAAAUAAAUAAUAAUUUUUAAAAUGUUA
Balaenoptera ricei (Rice's whale) is the source of this 5020-nucleotide messenger RNA. It is a transcript of the gene SRRM1, whose product is annotated as serine and arginine repetitive matrix 1. The transcript is spliced from 19 exons. The record is from RefSeq and is a predicted model, not a curated record. Gene Ontology annotation, cellular component: spliceosomal complex. Gene Ontology annotation, biological process: regulation of mRNA splicing, via spliceosome; mRNA processing. Gene Ontology annotation, molecular function: RNA binding. The coding region runs from base 124 to 2880 and encodes 918 amino acids. NCBI's taxonomy places the organism in Eukaryota, Metazoa, Chordata, Mammalia, Artiodactyla, Balaenopteridae.